Aspergillus tubingensis is the source of this 783-nucleotide messenger RNA. RefSeq names its product GNAT family N-acetyltransferase. Gene Ontology annotation, molecular function: acyltransferase activity, transferring groups other than amino-acyl groups. The record is from RefSeq and is a predicted model, not a curated record. Bases 1 to 783 code for a protein of 260 amino acids. The transcript is spliced from 2 exons. Lineage: Eukaryota; Fungi; Ascomycota; Eurotiomycetes; Eurotiales; Aspergillaceae.
AUGCCACAAAAAUACACCCUCCACCCCGCGCACCCUUCCCACUCCCGCACCCUAGCAGAAACCAUGAUCCUCUCUCGCCUCACAGACCCACACUGGGCCUUCCUCUUCACGCCCUCCACCACUCCAUCAUCCAUCAUUUCCUCGACUGCGUCCCGUCUCCCUCAUACGCUGAGUACAGCGCGGGAUGUCCGGAGACAUGAAGUUGUCCUUACCAGCACUACCCCCGGAACAGGGACCGAGAACGUGGAGCAUACUGACGAAGGUAGUGAAGAGAGAGUAAUCAGCUACGCGCGAUGGACUCUCCCUCCUUCUCUCUCCAACCGAGACGACGUAUGGCCGUCCGCACAAGUACCCGAGCCAUCUGCCCAGGAGAAAGAACAAUUCAGAAAGAUGUAUGAUCUCGGAAGCGACGAAAAGGGCAGAGUCAAGGGAAUGAAAAGCGAUGGGUUGCUAGAGUUUCGAGGGACUCCGUUAGAGGAGGUUGAGGAGAGGGUGUUGAGGGAUGUGGUGGGGGGUGAGGAGGUAUUAACCUUGGAAUACCUCACCACUCACCCCGACUACUGGAGACAAGGGGUAGGAAGUAUGCUUGUGCAGAGUGGACUACGCGUGGCGGAUCAGUACGGCAUCAAGACGUAUGUGAUGUCUGAGCCGGCGGGGUUGAAGGUGUAUUUGAAUCAUGGGUUCAGGGUUGUGGAUGAGAUUACGGUGGAGUAUGAGCAGUUUGGGGGAACUGAGCCGACGACGCAUUAUUUUUUGGUGAGGGAGGCGGUGGUUGUGAAUUGA